Molecule: messenger RNA, 2849 nt
Organism: Liolophura sinensis
Lineage: Eukaryota; Metazoa; Mollusca; Polyplacophora; Chitonida; Chitonidae
Product: inositol monophosphatase 3-like
Exons: 5
Coding region: 1-1050 (349 amino acids)
Cellular component (GO): endomembrane system
Molecular function (GO): 3'-nucleotidase activity
Source: RefSeq, a predicted model, not a curated record
AUGGCAGCGGUAAACGUCAGGAUGAACCCCUUUGGGGUUAUCGGUGCUAUUUUUGUCAUGAUUUGUCUUUGGUGGUAUUUAUUUGGUUUGCCGUUGUCUAGUAGAGAAGAGCAAAGAGUUAGCAUGAAAGAACUUUUAACAGUCAGUAUAGAACUUGCUAAACGUGGAGGUGACAGCGUGUAUGCCAUUCGAACAGGGGGAUCUCUGGGCCAAAAGGUGAAAGGAAAAACUGCCGAAGGAGCCAAGGAAAUGCUGACACAAGGGGAUAUGGAAUCGCAUCGUGCAAUAAUGUACGGGAUGUUAAAAGCAUUCCCUGGAUUAAGGGUGAUAUCUGAGGAGCAUGAGACAGCUCCAAUCAGCCUGGAGAGGGUGAAGGACGUGACAAGAAAGCUGGCUGAGGUGGAAAGGUUGAUACAGAGUGAUCAACAGAUCCCCGUGAGUGACAUUGCUGUCUGGAUUGACCCUCUGGAUGCCACACAGGAGUACACAGAAAACCUGACCCAAUAUGUGACAACAAUGGUAUGUGUGGCGAUAAAGGGGGAACCGACCAUUGGGGUCAUACAUCGUCCAUUUGAGAAAGAAACAGUUUGGGCAUGGGCUGGAUAUGGUCACUCAGAAAAUCUGAAGAAAUCUAAGGAGAAGAAAAUUGAUGAGAAUGACCAGACUAAGAUCAUAGUGUCAAGGUCACAUAAAGGGGAAGUGGAGGAGGUCGCGAAGAAAGCGUUUGGAGAGAAAACCAUUGUCGUUCCUGCUGGUGGUGCUGGUUACAAGACAUUGGCUUUGGUGAAAGGAGAAGUCGAUGCAUACGUCCAUGUGACGCUGAUAAAGAAGUGGGACAUUUGCGCCGGCAAUGCAAUCCUUAGCGCGUUGGACAGCCGGAUGACCGACCUCAAGGGGAACACCAUUGAUUACUCUGCAUCUGGAAAUGCGAAAAAUGAACAUGGGCUGUUAGCCACAUUGUACAACCAUGACACUUAUGUGAGGAAGCUGGAGGGCAUAAUGGAUAAUACAAAGAAAAAAGAGAAGAGGUCAGACAGCAUGAACAGAUAACCAGCUCAGUAUUAAUAUUAAUUAUUAUUAGGGGUGAGUGGGGGAGCGUAUAUAUCACAAUGUGUGUGUGUGUUUUUCAGAUGUUACCCUAAUUCUUCAACCUUUUCGUAUAUGAAAGAGCAACUUUCAGUGCAAUUUAUGAACAAUUGUUUUUUCCAAAACUGCUUGAGUUGGAUUGGCCAAUUUUCAGGCUUCACAAAAAGUAUAAUUUUAUCAGUCUCUCAGAAUUAUAUCAUCGGAAUAUGCUUGGAUAAACUCCUUUGCAAACAUGUGGAAAGGAUGGAAAAUUACAGCAUAUUGACAUAAAGCUGCCUGUAGCAAGAUGAUUUAUAUAGGACAUCAAUAUGUAUGUAUACCUUGGGAAAUCUGUAGCUUGUAAAUAUCUUUUUAACUUACAUUAUGUCUGUGUAUAAAUAUACAAAUAUAUAUAUAUGUAUAUAUGAAUCAGUUGUAUUUAAUUUAUUUUUUGUUACGUAUUGUUAUACAUAUUUUUCGGGUUUUGAAUAUGUAUUUUGGGCGAAGAGCAGUGGGAUAGUUACAUAGUUCAGUGAGACAUAGGUGUAUGUGCACUUCAUUGUCGUUUGUGGAAAGUUAAAUAUUUAAGCGGUCUUGGAUUAAUUUUUGUGUGUAUAAUUUUCAUGCCAUUAUCUCAUGUAAAAUAUUACUAUUUAAACUGAUUAUUUUUUUAAUUACAACAAAUGUAGGUCAAUUGUAAAAUUUUUGUAUGGAACAGUGGAGCUGCAUGGUCUGAGGAUGAUACCAGUCAAACUCCUCACAGCUCUGCUCUCUACACUGUUCAUAUCUCUGCAUCCACUUGACAUGGACUGGAUUGGCCUUUCCACUUCAUUAGGCACUCGAGAAACAACUGGCGUAAUAUAGCCAAUAGAAACAGGGUUACAAUGUUUCAAAUAUUGUGGUUAUAUGUUGAAUAUUUUAGUUAAAAUAGAAUAAUGCAUUAUAUAUCAGAGAAAGGUUUGAGAAAGCAUGCCUAUUUCUUUUUGACUUUACCUCUUACCUUAUUUUCAAGAAGUCCUGUGAUACAGUGGAACUUUUUUAAUGUUUAGCGACAAAGAAGUUCAAUCUAAAAAUUCCUCUGUUGGUAACGUGUGGGAGCUAUUCAAGUUUUAUGUACAUGACUGGCUUAUCUUAUAUUGUAUACUCAGUAUUUAUAUUUGCAAAGUGCAUAAAGGAAUGUAAUAUUGCUAUUCUAUAAUAUUUGUUUAUACCCGGUAUACAAUCUUUAUUAGAAUUGGCAACGUGGGCUCUAGCAUUACAAUAGAUUAUUUACUUACAGUAUAUAAAUGUAUAUAUGACUGCAGUAUUGCCAAAGUGGCUGUCAUAUUCAUUCAUUCAUUCAUAUUAAGGUAUGUAGUUUCCACUUAAACAUUUCUGGUAUAGGAUAUACAAUUUUGUGAUUGAUUACUUAUAUCAAUUUUUUCCUGGGAAAGUGGGGACAUAUCCUACAGCUAUGAAUAAAACUGGCCACGGGCAUAUUUAAAAUCCAUGUCUCCCAUUGGACACCAAUCAAAUAAAUAUGUUGAAAUCAGUUAUUUUUCAAGUAGGUGUUAUAUAAAGUUAAGUGAGUUUCACUCAUUGCAAAAGAUUUAGGGGAUUCUUCUCUGUAAAAAGAAAUAUUGUGGUGAAAAACAUGUUUGUUCUAAAUGCAAGGGUUUGAAGUAUGAGAGGGUUUUCAUAUUUGAAUGUCCAUUAUACAUAAAGAUAUUCAUGCUGAGAGGGUCUUUGUAAUUGUUUGUUUGUAAUUAAUACAGGUACACAACUUAAUAAAUAAAAUAAACAUU